Jaculus jaculus (lesser Egyptian jerboa) is the source of this 2701-nucleotide messenger RNA. RefSeq names its product tRNA methyltransferase 1 like (gene Trmt1l). Gene Ontology annotation, biological process: tRNA N2-guanine methylation. Gene Ontology annotation, molecular function: RNA binding. The coding region runs from base 305 to 2572 and encodes 755 amino acids. Lineage: Eukaryota; Metazoa; Chordata; Mammalia; Rodentia; Dipodidae. The record is from RefSeq and is a predicted model, not a curated record. Gene Ontology annotation, cellular component: nucleus. The transcript has 16 exons.
ACGGGGGAAACAACUCUCUCUCUCUCUCUCUCUCUCCUCAUUGGACGCCGUCGCCCUCGAUACGCUUCUGCGCAGUGUUGAAGUGGCGUCGUAAGGCCUCGGGGGAACGGGAAGCCGGCAAGUGUGGGACUCGCUCUUUGCCUCUGGCUUCCUGCUGACAGGAUUCGAGCACUGGUUCUUCAUAUUUUUGCCGGUUGCUCGCAUUCCGCCUCCUCAUUGGCUUCCCCCUUCUUGGAUCCGGCCCGGUGGACUUUCACGUCAGUUCUCGCACCCCUCCGCGUCCCCUGGCACGGAGGCGGUAACUAUGGAGAACAUGGCGGAGGAGGAGGAGGAGGAGGUGGCUCAGGUCAGGGUCUUGACCCCAGAUUCGGCUCCGACUCCGGCCCCAGCAUUCGGCCCGGAUUCUGAUUCUGAUCCGGCCCCGAGCCCGUCCCGGCGCCGAGCCUCUGCCUCCGAAGCGGCUGAAAGCAAUGCUCUAGUUAGUCCUUUGAAGUCAGUCGUAACCAGGCAAAAUGAAGAGGCUGUAUCUGAAGAGAUGACAGCUGAGGAGAAAGUAGCGAAGGAAGUUGUGAAGGAACCUCCUGCCGUCUUGGACUCACCCCACUUAACCACAGAGAAGCACAUCUCAAUUCAGAUGCAGCUUGCUGAUCUGGAGAAAUUAGCCUUUAUUCCUGAAGGAGAUUUUAAUUCUGCCAGUUCAUUGAUCUCAGAUCAUCUUGAUGAAGACAACAAACAGGCUUGUCCAUUGUGCCCUAAGGAAAAAUUUAGAGCCUGUAAUAGUCAUAAGCUUCGUCGUCACCUUCAGAAUCUACACUGGAAAGUUUCAGUUGAAUUUGAAGGUUACAGGAUGUGCAUCUGUCACUUACCCUGUCGACCAAUAAAACCAAAUGCUGGAGAACAGAUAAUCAAUAAAAUGGGUGCUCAUUACCAUUGCAUCAUUUGUUCAGCAACAAUCACCAGAAGAACUGAUAUGCUAGGACAUGUUAGGCGCCAUGUGAAUAAAGGAGAGACUAAAUCAAGGUAUAUUGCUGCUUCUACUGCUAAACCAUCCAAUGAAAUUUUGAAGGAGGCAGACACAGACAUACAAGUUUGUCCUAACUAUUCCAUACCCCAGAAAACAGAUUCCUUUUUUAAUCCCAAAAUGAAACUAAAUCGGCAGCUAAUAUGCUGUACUUUGGCUGCUUUGGCUGCAGAACGAAAACCCUUGGAAUGUUUAGAUGCCUUUGGAGCCACUGGAAUAAUGGGAUUACAAUGGGCAAAGCACCUUGGAAAUGCAGUCAAAGUUACAAUUAAUGACUUGAAUGAAAACUCUGUGACAUUGAUUCAGAAAAAUUGCCAUUUAAACAAACUGAAAGUGGUGGUAGACAGCCAGGAAAGGGAAGAGGAUGAUGCUCCUGGAGAAGAGGAGGGUACUCUUGGUAAUAUUAAGGUGACCAAAAUGGAUGCCAAUGUACUGAUGCAUUUGAGAUCUUUUGAUUUCAUACACCUAGACCCUUUUGGAACAUCUGUAAACUAUCUAGAUUCUGCAUUCAGAAAUAUACGAAACCUUGGCAUAGUAUCAGUGACUUCUACAGAUAUCAGUUCCUUAUAUGCCAAGGCACAACAUGUUGCCCGUCGUCACUAUGGAUGUAACAUUGUCCGAACAGAAUAUUACAAGGAGCUAGCAGCCAGAAUUGUUGUGGCUGCAGUGGCAAGAGCGGCAGCCCGAUGUAACAAAGGCAUAGACGUGCUCUUUGCAGUGGCUCUGGAACAUUUUGUCUUGGUAGUUGUGAGGGUUUUGAGGGGGCCUACUUCAGCAGAUGAGACAGCCAAGAAAAUUCAGUACCUGAUCCACUGUCAGUGGUGUGAAGAAAGAAUUUUUCAAAAAGAUGGUAAUAUGGUAGAAGAAAACCCAUAUAGACAGCUGCCCUGUAAUUGUCAUGGAAGCAUGCCUGGAAAGACAGCAAUAGAACUUGGACCUCUGUGGGCAAGUUCACUUUUCAAUACAGGAUUCCUCAAAAGAAUGCUGUUUGAAUCUCUUCACCAUGGUUUGGAUGACAUUCAGACCCUAAUAAAGACGUUAAUCUUUGAAUCAGAGUGUACUCCUCAAAGUCAGUUCUCACUUCAUAUACCUUCAAACAUCAUCAAGCAAGAAGAAAAUGGUAUAUUGAUUAAAACUACAGAUGAUACAAUAGAUAAUUACAUUGCACAAGGUAAAAGAAAAAAUAAAGAAGUGGUUACAAAUUUAGCCAAGAAGCAAAGGACUGACAUCAGUUCUGAACACCCUCCCUUUUAUUAUAAUAUCCACAGACACAGCAUUAAAGGAAUGAAUAUGCCAAAAUUAAAGAAGUUUUUGUGCUAUCUUUCUCAAGCAGGCUUUAGAGUAAGCCGAACUCAUUUUGACCCAAUGGGUGUUCGUACAGAUGCACCUCUGAUGCAGUUUAAAUCGAUCCUUCUGAAGUACAGCACCCCCACUUACACUGGAGGACAAUCAGAAGGCCAUGCCCAGUCAGCAUCUGAAGAGACAGUAGCCAACAGGGUUGAGGUGUCAGUGAGUGACAAAACAGAAGCAGGUGGCUGUAGAAGAUGGUAGCCUCAGAGUGGCUUGUCCUCAGGUAUCUGUAUAGAUGGCCUCAGAGUUCUAUACCAACUGUACUUCUUUUUCUAUUUCAGUUUUGUGGUGUAAAAAUAAACAAGAAAACUGCUGCUUUAAUUCAGAAAA